UAAGUAGACUCGCUCGGCGUUAUAACGCGAUCCUACACAAUCACUUCUGCCUCAUCAACUACCAGACAUGCGUCCUCCCGUGCUGUUUCUCUUGUUUUGCCUCGGCCUUGCGGUCGCCCAACACAAUCAACCGUAUCAUGCGACUACCCCAGUACCUAUCUUGAAACAAAUCAACAAACACAACGAGGACGGUAGCUACAGUUACGGUUUCGAGGCGGCAGAUGGUUCGUACAAGAUCGAAUCCAAGUAUCCGACCGGCGAGGUUUAUGGCAAAUACGGCUUCCUGGACGACUCCGGUAAUUUGCGCGAGAUCGAGUACGGCGCGUCCAGGCGCGGCUUCGAACCGGUUGGUCCUGGGAUAAACGUGCCCCCGCCGACCUUGACCGGCAACAGCAUCUCCGGCGUCGGGAACGAGCCUGAGGAUGACGGACAGUACCGCGAAGACCCGUCCAUCUAUCACACCGAUCCGCGAUACACCAACGGAGAACGUUACGAGAAUGCGCCUAAACACAGGCAGCCACCGAUCGUCUACAAUCAGCAGAUCGCGUCAGCUCCGAUUCCGAAGCCUUACAAUCAACAGAGGUAUAAAGCGCCUGUCAAUUAUCAGCCGGCGACGAUAAAUCCGGCGCGAUUCCAGCCGCAAUAUCGACCACAGUAUCGAUCCCAGUAUCAACCGCAGUAUCAAGGUCAGCAGUUACAACCCGCGUAUCCUUCACCUGCGAUUCCAGCCAGUCCCCAAGGACACUCCGCGACUAAUGUCGACGUUCAGGCCGGUUUAGCGUCUUACACAGUUAAUUACAAACGAUAAGAAGGAAAAAGUAAGAGAAAGAGAGAAUCGUGUUGUGUGUACAUACGUCAUUAUUUAUCGAUAUUUUGUUAGUAAUUAGUUAGUGUAAAGGUUCAUUUAAUUAUUACAUAUAUGUAAUUAAUUAAUAUUAUCGUCCGAAUUUCGGUGACAAACUAAUUUUUCAUGUUAAUUUAGCGAUAGACGAUAGCGAUAAUGGCACAGUUGCAUUAGUAGAUAUUUAUGAUAGUUUAAUUGUAUUUUGGGUUGUACUUAUCUUUCAUCCUAGCGAGAGUUUCGAAUGAGACAAUAUUUUCUACCUCUAUUUUUUUGACGUUUCCUCUACCUCUUUUACUUCAAGAGUUUCCAUCACUCUUAAUUGAAAAAAUUAUAACUCUUUUACACAUAAUCUACUUAUUUUUUAUUUCAACUUGUACAUGUCUAUUUUUUCUUUCUUUCAUUUGCAAUGACACAUCAGCACGAAAUUGAUUUAUGCAUUUGCAUUUGUAGUUAUGUACUAAAAGCCUUCUAGCAUUUUUUCACAUAAGUUGUAUUUGAUAACUUGAGAUUCGUCAACAGAUCGAUAUUGCAAUUUAUAUUUUUAAACAUGUCAUGUAUGACACGCGAAUACAUAUAUCAUGCAAUGCAAUAUUAAGCGAGGCAAACCAGUAAAUAAGAUGCAGUGCAAUCUAUAAGAUCAAUAACGGAUUUGACGAUUCGAAGAACACGUCAUUGAACGGUUUUUGGACGGCCUUGUAAUGAAAUUGAGCAAUAUAUAUAUAACCGAAUAAUCUUUAAUCGCAACGUAAGUACUUGGCAAUAAAUUCCAGUUGCAUAUGCCAGGUGCAUACAGCGUCAUGAUCGAACUUCCUAGAGAUUAUCCUAUUUAAUACAGUUGAAAAUGCAGUUAACAUUUUUUCCCCCGCAUACAAGGAACGCCGUCGGGCUAUACUUGACACACCCAAGAAUUUUAUCGUUGUGUAACACUUAAAGACACCCGUACGAGCUACCUUCGCAAUUGGUUUUUCCAGAAUGUGCGCUUAAUAAAAAUUUGCAUUGUGACGAAUCGAAUCAUCAACAGAUACUAUAAUCUUUUUUUAUCAGUA
Messenger RNA from Nylanderia fulva, 1890 nucleotides. It is a transcript of the gene CPR27, whose product is annotated as cuticular protein 27. NCBI's taxonomy places the organism in Eukaryota, Metazoa, Arthropoda, Insecta, Hymenoptera, Formicidae. Gene Ontology annotation, cellular component: chitin-based extracellular matrix. Gene Ontology annotation, molecular function: structural constituent of chitin-based larval cuticle. The record is from RefSeq and is a predicted model, not a curated record.